CCUAUAUUUUGUAGUGUGUCGUUUGGGCUUAUAGCUGGAACAUUCGCAAGGAAGCAAGAAAGAGAGAGACAAACAAACACCUUUCAAAAUCUGAAAAAAUAGCAAAGCAAGCAGCCGCAGAACUCAACACUCUCUUGCGCCUACCUCACUCACAUCACAUUCACAGUGAGUUUGCGGAUCUUGUGUGUUCUUCCCAUUUCUUAACCUCAAACAUCAGCAAUGCCGGCCCCUGACAUCUUGGGUGACCGCCAAUCUGGCCAAGAUGUCCGCACUCAAAAUGUGGUUGCAUGUCAAGCAGUUGCUAACAUCGUUAAAUCGUCUCUUGGUCCAGUUGGUCUUGACAAGAUGUUGGUCGAUGAUAUUGGAGAUGUCACAAUUACAAAUGAUGGUGCUACCAUUCUUAAGAUGUUGGAAGUUGAGCAUGCUGCUGCUAAGGUACUUGUUGAGUUGGCUGAACUCCAAGACAAAGAAGUUGGAGAUGGAACAACUUCUGUGGUUAUUUUUGCUGCCGAGUUGCUUAAGAGGGCAAAUGAUUUGGUGAGGAAUAAGAUUCAUCCAACAUCUAUAAUAAGUGGAUUUAGGCUUGCUAUGAGGGAAGCAUGCAAAUAUGUUGAUGAGAAACUUGCAGUGAAGGUUGAGAAGCUUGGCAAAGACUCACUGGUGAAUUGUGCAAAGACAUGCAUGUCAUCAAAGUUAUUAGCUGCAGACAGUGACUUCUUUGCUAACCUGGUAGUAGAUGCAGUGCUGUCAGUAAAGAUGACAAAUGCGCGUGGUGAAGUAAAGUAUCCUAUCAAGAGCAUCAACAUUCUUAAAGCUCAUGGAAAAGGUUCAAAGGAAAGCUAUGUGUUGAGAGGUUAUGCGCUUAACACAGGUCGUGCUGCUCAAGGAAUGCCCACUCGUGUUGCUCCAGCAAAGAUCGCCUGUCUUGACUUUAAUCUCCAGAAAACAAAAAUGCAAUUAGGUGUCCAAGUUUUAGUCAAUGAUCCAAGAGAACUCGAGAAAAUCCGUCAAAGGGAAGCUGAUAUGACUAAAGAGCGUAUUGAAAAGCUGCUAAAAGCUGGAGCCAAUGUUAUUCUAACGACUAAAGGCAUUGAUGAUAUGUCACUCAAGUACUUUGUUGAGGCUGGUGCAAUUGCUGUAAGGCGUGUACGAAAGGAGGAUAUGCGCCAUGUAGCCAAAGCCACUGGUGCAACACUGGUUUCCACUUUUGCUGAUAUGGAAGGCGAGGAAACUUUUGAUACAUCACUUCUUGGAUUAGCAGAAGAAGUUGUAGAGGAGCGUGUUGCGGAUGACGAUGUCGUCAUGAUCAAGGGAACUAAGAACACUAGUGCGGUAUCUAUGGUUCUUAGGGGGGCAAAUGAUUACAUGCUUGAUGAGAUGGAAAGAGCUCUGCAUGAUGCUUUGUGCAUUGUUAAGAGAACCCUUGAGUCUAAUACGGUAGUAGCAGGUGGGGGUGCAGUUGAGGCUGCAUUAUCUGUGUACUUGGAAUACCUAGCUACAACGUUAGGAUCAAGGGAGCAAUUGGCUAUUGCAGAAUUUGCUGAAGCCUUGCUAAUUAUUCCCAAGGUGCUUGCUGUUAAUGCCGCAAAGGAUGCAACUGAGCUUGUUGCAAAGCUGAGGGCUUACCAUCAUGCGGCACAGACCAAGGCUGACAAGCAGCAUUUGUCAAGCAUGGGGUUGGAUUUGUACAAGGGCAUUGUUCGUAACAACCUGGAAGCUGGAGUUAUUGAGCCAGCAAUGAGCAAAGUCAAGAUCAUUCAGUUUGCAACAGAGGCAGCUAUUACCAUUCUUAGAAUAGAUGACAUGAUCAAGCUUGUCAAGGAUGAUAGCCAGAAUGAUGAAUAGGGAAGGUUGCUUGGGGAAUUCUAGUAAAGUGCGACGCAUGGGCUGUAGCAGUUUUGGGCAUAACUUGUACUUUUUUUUUUUUAUCUUUUUUAUUUUUUCCUGGAUUGGCUUCUUUGACCGUGAUAGAUUGGCAGGCUGGUUUACCUGCUUAGAUUUUGUGCAUGCUGAGAUAGAAAGUUUGAUCUUGUCCUGGUGUUGCCUCUGUUAGUUCCUCCUCGAAAGUUUAACUGUCAAUGUCUUGGCUCAAUCAGGGUGUUCAAUCUUUCGACUAAAUAGGUCAUGCUGGUAAUGACUUGAAUCUUUCGAGUGUGCGACUCAAGAUCAGGAACUAGAACCAGCGGCUACUUAUUCUGUAAAAUUGGGGCCAGAACUAGAUUAGUGGUAACCCUUGUUCCUGAAAAUGGAAGUGGAAACACCUGGUACCGCUUCUAGUAACCCCGGCUUGAUGACGGAAAUGAGAAUGCCUUGUACCACUUAUGGUUCUGGGUAUAUAUCAAGGCCCUAUCUAUUUCGUUUA
Messenger RNA from Beta vulgaris subsp. vulgaris (sugar beet), 2362 nucleotides. RefSeq names its product T-complex protein 1 subunit alpha. The transcript has 17 exons. Lineage: Eukaryota; Viridiplantae; Streptophyta; Magnoliopsida; Caryophyllales; Amaranthaceae. Gene Ontology annotation, cellular component: chaperonin-containing T-complex. Gene Ontology annotation, biological process: protein folding. Bases 220 to 1845 code for a protein of 541 amino acids. The record is from RefSeq and is a predicted model, not a curated record. Gene Ontology annotation, molecular function: ATP-dependent protein folding chaperone; ATP binding; ATP hydrolysis activity.